CAAAAGCAAACAAUUUCUCUCUCGCUUGUCCAAAUACAAUUCCAGUGCUCUAUUAAUACUCAAAUCUACUCUUCUCUUCUCUGUUCAACCAGCCAAACCCAAACCUAAACCCAGCAAAAGCCAAAGCUAGCCACCCUCUGCUUAUAUAUAUCACUAAAGAAGUUUCAUCACUCAAAUAUUCUUCUUUUUUAUUUCUUUCCAUUAAUAUAAAUAUUUUCUUUCCUACUUUUUGUUGUUGCAAUGAGCUAAUCAACUUCAUCACGGGUCCGAAAAUUGCUUCCUCUCCCAAUUUCCAAUCCUUAUAUAAACCCCUUCACUCCCUCUACUCUUUUCACCAUCGCUACACCUAGCUAUAUCUUUCUUUCUUUUUUUUCUUUUUUCUUUCUGCGUUUUUUCCAAGAAAUAAAACCUGAAAUAUUAUUAACAUGAAUUGUCUCCAGAGUUGGCCUGAGCCAGUGGUUCGAGUCCAGUAUCUGUCUGAGAGUGGCAUGCGUGCCAUUCCAGACCGAUAUAUCAAGCCACCAAGAGACAGGCCUACCUUGAAGCCUGGUUCUGAAAUCAACCAAGAUGUUGACAUUCCCGUUGUUGAUCUUCAGAACCUGUUCAACAAAGACCGUGCCCUCCAGGAGGAGACCUUGAGACGCAUCUCCAGCGCGUGCAUAGACUGGGGCUUCUUCCAGGCUGUGAACCAUGGGGUUAGCCAUGAGCUGAUGAGGCGUACGCGCGAGGUUUGGCGUGAGUUCUUUAACUUGCCGGUUGAAGUGAAACAAGAGUACGCCAACACGCCAAGUACAUAUGAAGGGUACGGUAGUCGCUUGGGAGUGGAGAAAGGUGCGAUCCUUGAUUGGAGUGAUUACUUUUUUCUUCAUUACAUGCCCGUUUCGUUGAGGAAUCAAAGCAAGUGGCCUUCACAGCCGUCAUCUUGCAGGGAACUGGUUUCAGAAUAUGGUGCUGAAGUUGUAAAACUAUGUGGAAGGCUGCUCAAGGCCAUGUCUAAAAAUCUUGGACUAAAAGAAGACUAUCUACAGAAUGCCUUUGGUGGAGAAAAUAUUGGUGCCUGCUUAAGGGUCAAUUUCUAUCCAAAGUGUCCUCAACCUGACCUUACACUAGGUCUUUCCUCUCAUUCAGACCCUGGUGGCAUGACCAUUCUCCUGCCUGAUCACGACGUAGCUGGACUCCAAGUUCGUAAGAAUGACAAGUGGAUCACUGUGAAGCCUGUUCCCAAUGCUUUCAUUGUCAACGUUGGAGAUCAGAUUCAGGUGCUGAGCAAUGCAGUUUACAAGAGUGUUGAACAUCGUGUAAUCGUGAAUUCAGAAAAAGAUCGCGUCUCCCUAGCUUUCUUCUACAACCCCAAGAGUGAUUUACUCAUUGAACCAGCCAAGGAGCUUGUGAGUGAGGACCGGCCAGCACUAUACAAUCCCAUGACCUUUGAUGAGUACAGACUUUACAUUAGGACGAAGGGUCCUUGUGGCAAAGCACAAGUUGAAUCUUUGAAAUCUAAUAGAUAGUCGUAAAUCUUAAUAUUAUGUGAUAAAACAGUGUGUGGCAAUAGCCUCGCUGCAUUUAAAUAAUAAUACUCUAAAUUUCAAACUCAAAUUGCUUCUAAACAUGACAGCUUGAUCUAAGCUUAUUUGAAGUUUUACAUGUUAAAUUACUGUAUGCAAGCAUUUCAGGAAGCGAUUUGUGUCCUAUUACGAAAGUUCUCAAUUCUCAAUGCCUUUUGCUAGAUAUUAUUGCCUGAGUCAAAUGAGACCCCAAAAUACAAAAUGAUUAAGUGGAUGCAUGUAUAAAACUUGUUGCCAGUGUCAAUUUUGGAGCCUUUGCACACUUGCAUUGGAUAUUGAAAGUUGCCUCAAUAUUUCAUGAAAUAAAAUACAGGGAUAUAAAUAAUAUAUUAAUACUCGUA
Molecule: messenger RNA, 1906 nt
Organism: Durio zibethinus
Lineage: Eukaryota; Viridiplantae; Streptophyta; Magnoliopsida; Malvales; Malvaceae
Product: jasmonate-induced oxygenase 2-like
Source: RefSeq, a predicted model, not a curated record